Thermothelomyces thermophilus ATCC 42464 is the source of this 1486-nucleotide messenger RNA. RefSeq lists its product as uncharacterized. The transcript has 3 exons. Bases 114 to 1412 code for a protein of 432 amino acids. Gene Ontology annotation, biological process: UDP-galactose transmembrane transport. Gene Ontology annotation, molecular function: UDP-glucose transmembrane transporter activity; UDP-galactose transmembrane transporter activity. Gene Ontology annotation, cellular component: Golgi membrane; endoplasmic reticulum membrane. The record is from RefSeq and is a predicted model, not a curated record. Lineage: Eukaryota; Fungi; Ascomycota; Sordariomycetes; Sordariales; Chaetomiaceae.
GAACACUUUCGCUGUUCCCUUGUCCUGAUUGGAGCGCUACUGCCUUCUGAGCCGAGUCGUCAAGGUUCUCGGCCACAUUUCUGCACUUCCCCAACACCGAGCCGCGACCUGCAAUGGCUCGCACAAAGCAGGCCACGCCUCUUCGGCUCGAGCCGUCCUCCGAGUAUUAUUCGGGAAAACACGAUCGCACGCCGCAGAUCAGAGAAGCCAGUGCGACUCAAACGAUGGCGAAAAUGGCCAACGGCAAGGUCAAUGGCCAGGCUCCGCUCAAAGACCCCGCGCCUCGCGCCGAGGCCAAGACACCUGCUGCCACUGCUGCCACAGGCGCAAAGAAGGAGGCCGGCAUUGUCACCCUCAUCAUCGACGUCGCCGGCAUCUACGCCUCCUUCCUCACGUGGGCCUACCUGCAAGAAAAGCUCACCACCACCACCUACGGACCCGCCUCGUCUCCGGAACGCUUCAAGUUCCCCGUCUUCCUGCUCACGAUCCAGUCGCUCUUUGCCUUCCUCGCCGGAAAGCUCUUCUCCGUGGCGACGACACCGCGCGGCCAGCCCGCGCCGCCCUUGAUCCCCAACCGCCAGAUCCUCUUCCCGCUCCUCCUGGUCGCCUUCACUAACGCCCUCGCCGCCCCCUUCGGCUAUGCCGCCCUCGCCCACAUCGACUACAUCACCUACAUCCUGGCCAAGAGCUGCAAGCUGCUGCCCGUCAUGUUCCUGCACAUCACCGUCUUCCGCAAGCGCUACCCGCUGUACAAGUACCUCGUCGUCGCGGCCGUGACGUGCGGCGUCGCCGUCUUCACGCUGCACUCGGGCAGCAGCCGCGCCAGGCACGGGGCCGCGCCGAGCCACAGCGGCCAGACCGCCUGGGGCAUGCUGCUGCUCGGCAUCAACCUGCUGUUUGACGGGCUGACCAACAGCACGCAGGACUACAUCUUCCAGAACUGGAGGGCUUACACGGGCCCGCAGAUGAUGGCGGCCAACAACCUGCUCGGCUCCGUCCUGACGGGCGGCUACCUGCUCCUGAGCCCCUGGCUGGUGACGACGCCCGUCGGGGAGUGGUUCGGCAUGGACCUGACGGGCGGUGGGGCCGGCGAACUGAAGGCGGCAUUGGGAUUCCUCGCGAGGCACCCGGCCGUUUGGAGGGAUGUGUUGGGAUUCGCGCUCUGCGGGUGCGUCGGGCAGGUGUUUAUCUUCCACACGCUCUCCACCUUCUCGUCUGUCCUGCUUGUCACCGUCACCGUCACCCGCAAGAUGUUCACCAUGAUCCUCAGCGUCAUCGCUUUCGGCCACCGCCUCUCCCAGAUGCAGUGGCUCGGUGUCGCAUUGGUCUUUGGCGGCAUUGGUGUUGAAGCGCAGAUUGCGCGGCGGGAGAAACUGGCCAAGGAGGCGGCCAAGAAGGCCAAAACGCAAUAACCGCGCCCCGGUUCAGACGUGCCCCAUAUAUUUGUGUACAUAUAUGUAUAUAUAUAACGCUCUGAUUCUGGUAU